CCGGUAUUAUCAGUCGCACUUCCUCUCCUCUGACAGCCCUACUGACUUCUUCAAAAUGAGCCGUCCGACACUGCUUUAUUUCCGCGAUUUGCAUACACGCAUCUACUUCCUGGUGAGGAGCCUGUUCGGCAACUUACCUGGCAGAGCAAGGGAGGAGGGAAGAAGCCAGGAGAACCUCAAGGAGGGACAAUCUGGUGGGGGGAGAAGAGAAGGACGGACGACACCAGGCGGCCAGGUGGUCUGCCCUGUCCUGCUGAUCCCCUUUGGGGUCUAAAAGGUAACUCAAGGCAGGGAGCGUACCCCACCCAUAUUCCUUCCUCUUCCUGUUGUGGUUCCCAAACAUCUGAAGAACUCUAAGAGCCUUUUAUUCAGACCGAACCACGGAUGAUAAAACAGAUCAUGGUUGUCUAAUCUUGAACCGGAUGAAUUAUGUCAAAUGCGUUAGAAAAUUUCAGCCUCUCAAAAACCUUGCAGGAAGGUUUUGCCAGCUCAGUUCCCUCCACUGGUCCACUGACUAGGUCCUAAGGAUUGGAUGGAAUAAAGAACUAUGGUGAAAGGAGCAAUCAAAGCUCUAACUAUGACAAUCUAAAUUCUUUCAGGUGCUACAAUGAGUCGAAGUAUUCCAGUUGAAGUGGAUGAAACUAUUGAUUGGUCUCCAUUUCCAGAACAUUCACUGAAAGAGGCUUCGAACCCUUCUGUAGAAGUUAUAAAUAACUCAAUGCCUAUGGGAUCUUAUGCACCGCAAACAUCUCAUCCGAUAUAUGGGCAACUAGGAUUCUAUAAGCACCUUGACCAUGUCAAUUAUAAUAAUAGCAUACUGGAAGCUUAUGGCCAUAGUCUUCCAGAAGACACCUAUGAUUCUAGAAGAGGACAAUUUCCUGGCCCAUCCAGCAAUUCAACAGAUCGUUCAGAAUGUAAUCAUUUGCCUCAACACAAAACAAACCAGCUCUUGAGGUCUCAACCAUCAGCUGAUUCUCUUGACAUUGGGCACAAUUCUAGUAAUUUGCAAAGAAGUUCAUCUGAAAUAUCCCAGCAUUCAUUUGGUGAAAAUCAGGAAAAUGUAAAGCCCAACUGGCAGCAUGAUAAUAGGGUGCCAGUAGACCUAAGGACAGAAGAUGCAGGAUAUGAUUCUCAGCCUCAGGAUCCUCUGGGCAUUGGACAACCUGAGCUUCCCUUGUCCUUUACUUCUGUUUUGAACAUACAAGACCUUCCAAGGUCUCUGAGGUCCAGAGAAUAUCCACAGAUGGACUCUCAGUCAUACCCUUUAUUUCCACAGAUGCCCCAUCUUUAUAAUUCACCACAAGCUCAAUGGCAUCCAAGAUACUACAAUCAGAAUAUGUACCGCCAGAAUCCAUAUGGGCAAACCCCCUACCAACAUUUUGCACGUUCACCUCAAGUGCAGCUUCCUCUUCCUGGGCCUUGUGCAAGAGUCACCCGCCCUGCGCAGCAAAUAAUCCCGCAUUAUUCUAGUCCACAUGGACCCAAGUGUAAUGAAGAAAGACUGCCUCAGGGGGAAAGCUCUUCCGAAGGACUUCAGAGAUUUCAUGACCAGUUUCAGAAUCAGAUGCUUGAGAAUAACGCACCAUUCAAAAUACACGGUGCCCAUGAGGGCAUAGAGAGAUUUCCUUUUGAUUCCAUGGCUCAGUCUGGCAGUAUGACCACCUCGGGGGCUAUCCCAAGGCCCCUGACUAAUUCUGCAGCCAGAGGGACACUGAGGACCAGCAAUUUGCCUGAAGAACUACGUAAAGUCUUUAUAACCUAUUCUGUGGACGCAGCUGUGGAGGUCAUGAAAUUUGUGAACUUUUUAUUUGUGAAUGGAUUUCAGACUGCGAUUGACAUAUUUGAGGACACCAUCCGAGGAAUUGAUAUUAUCAAGUGGAUGGAACGUUAUCUAAGUGAUAAGACCGUAAUGAUAAUCAUAGCAAUCAGUCCAAAAUACAAACAGGAUGUUGAAAGGGCUGAAUCCCAGCUGGACAAGGACGAACAUGGUUUACAUACUAAGUACAUCCACAGGAUGAUGCAAAUUGAAUUUAUACAGCAAGGAAGCAUGAACUUUAGAUUCAUUCCUGUGCUCUUUCCCAAUGCAAAAAAGGAACAUGUGCCUACUUGGCUUCAGAAUACUCAUGUCUACCAUUGGCCUCGGAAUAAAAAGAACAUUCUGUUGCGUUUGCUGAGAGAAGAGGAGUAUAUCGCACCUCCAAUAGGACCUCUGCCCACUCUCCAGGUUGUUCCAUUAGGAGCGCACAUCUGAAGCACACAUGGACUAAAUAGUGUAUGAUUCUCUUGGCUGAUGGCCAGAGUUUUCCUGGCUACCCUUCUGGGUGAUGAACGGCAUAUGCACCCUUCUCCCCUUCCCGCCACAAAUAGAAUUUGUCUUGGGGUGCAGCAAGCCAAUGUGUUUCCUUUCCUUCUGAAGGUCUCUUUCUCAUACUGAUCAGGCACAUUGCUGCAUUUCAACAAACUGCAAAUGAAAAAUGUAUUUCGUGGUUUUUGCUUUCUUCUUCUUGAGCAACAUUCCAAGUCUGCAGUAAAGCAAGCAAAUACUACAAUGAGACUGAGUAUGCCAAAAACAAAUAGGAUACUCUUGUUGAUUCACAGCUCGUUUUGUUGUCAGAUAUAUGGACAUAUAUUGUAAAAUAAUAUUCCAAUGCUGUUUCAUGUACACGAUAAAAGAGUUACUUUUCA
Thamnophis sirtalis is the source of this 2685-nucleotide messenger RNA. It is a transcript of the gene TRAF3IP2, whose product is annotated as TRAF3 interacting protein 2. The record is from RefSeq and is a predicted model, not a curated record. Lineage: Eukaryota; Metazoa; Chordata; Lepidosauria; Squamata; Natricidae. Gene Ontology annotation, biological process: positive regulation of canonical NF-kappaB signal transduction; humoral immune response.